AUGAAGCUGUACGAUUUCAAGGACGUGCCAACGGGAAUCAAAGCCCAUAUUCGCACUACGCUGGCCGACAGGCGGAUGGCCAAGGACGCGCACAGGCGCGGGCACUUCUACGUGAGCUCGACGUCCUCAUCUUCCGCCUCAGCUUCAGCAUCGUCCUUCCGCGCACCGAAGAUGAAGGAGGUCGUGCGAGUCAAUGGGACGUGGGCAGCGGCGGGCGACCAUUUGGUCACAAGCAAGCUGCGGGCAAGAGCCACAAGAGCCAGACAAGGACAAACGGACAUUACGCGGCUGGGUGGUGCGGUGGUGUCGGCCCCGAGGCAGGCCACAACGGCGGCGCACGUGGGCUGGAGACGGCUGGCGAGCGGCCCCGCACAGCCGCUUGUGCCGCCCUUCACCGAGCAGACCGCCCGUGCCAAGGUGCAAGCGGCCGAGAACCUAUGGAACACCAAGGACCCCAGCAAGGUGGCCCUGGCGUACACGGAGGACUCGGUCUGGCGCAAUCGGGAUCGGUUCCUGCAGGGUCGCGCCGCCAUCAGGGCUUUCCUGGAGGAGAAGUGGGCCAAGGAGCACGACUAUCGCCUGCGCAAGGAGCUGUUCUGUUUCGCCGGAGACAGGAUCGCGGUCGAGUUCAACUACGAGUACCGCGAUGACAACGGCCGAUGGUGGCGCGCCUAUGGCCUGGAGCAUUGGACCUUCGACGAGCGUGGCCUCAUGCACACUCGCCAGGCCUCCAUCAACGACGUGCCCAUCGAGGAGAAGGACCGCAUCGUCCAGUAG
Acanthamoeba castellanii str. Neff is the source of this 777-nucleotide messenger RNA. Its product is annotated as response regulator receiver domain containing protein. Lineage: Eukaryota; Discosea; Longamoebia; Acanthamoebidae. The transcript is spliced from 4 exons. The record is from RefSeq and is a predicted model, not a curated record. Bases 1 to 777 code for a protein of 258 amino acids.